AUGGAUGCCACAGCUAACCUCGGAGAGUUACAGACAUACAAAGAACAGGAAUUACCUAGCUUGGAGCCUCUUGAUCAAGUCUUGGGAGAAAGGGCACUUGUGUUAGACUCUGCAGUUGAUACUGAUAGUAUUCCAAGGAAUACUAUAGAGGAACCUAUCGGGAAAGCUAUGGACUAUUCUGAAGAAAUUUCUGAACUCCCUGACUUGCCAGACAAGCUAGGAGUGCCUCUUGAAGUCCAAGCUGUAGAGGUAGCCAUGUCUUGUCAAGAAGUCCAAGCUGUAGAGGUAGCCAUGUCUUGUCAAGAAGUCCAAGCUGUAGAGGUAGCCAUGUCUUGUCAAGCUAUUUCCCAGUUGUCCUCUCUCUCCCCUGAGGGGGAUGCUCAAAGUGAAGAAACUCCCACAUCAUCUCAGGUGUUACAUUCAGCUAUGGAGAGCAUUGAAGGCACUCCCAGAAGCAAAUUUGAUUAUAAGGAGAAGCUGAUGCAUCUCUCUGCAAGGAAACCAACCAAAAAGAAGAAAGGGACAGGAAGAUAUGGAAUGUUCACUCCAGAUCCAGAUGAGAGUUCCACGGAAGCCCUCCUUGCAAACAUGCCAUUUCAGAAUAUGCGUAAACGUCCUAAAAGCUCAAAUUCCAUAAAGAAACAGAGCAUGAGGGUGUGUGGAAGCAGUAGAGGAAGAAGGAGGCAGAGUAGAGGUAGGAGAGGUGGCAAUCAUGGAGGAGUGGGAAGAGGAAAAAUGAGAAGCAAAAAGCGGGCUCUGGAUAAUCAGGAUAACAUUGUAUAUGAAAAUUGUGAUCAAUUUCCCCUCAACUUGGAAAGAGAAAUUCAUAAUCCAUCUGCUGAAGCUGCUCCUUACAAAUCCCAGGAUGAAAUUGCAACUGAAUUGCCUAAGAAGUACGACAUCAUCAUCAAUGGGUCCUCUGAUCCCCUGAAAGAAGACAAUGAAUCUGAGGAAAUCCUGAGCCCAUCCCAUCAUCUCAACCAGGAGAAGACCUUGCUUGAGGGAAAAACCCAGAAGGUAUGCAUUGAACAACCACAUGUCCUUGCUUCUCAAUCACCUCUGAAUAAAAAGCAGGCACAUCUGCAGAAAAAGAUCUUGCCUAAUGGAAAGUCAGAAAAAGGACAGAAAGGGUAUCCUCAAACUGCUCAAACAGUAUUACCUGCAAAACCACAUGCCUAUAAUUCUCUGAGACCACAGCUGAAUGAAAAACAGACACAGCUGCAAAUGAGUGGCUGUAUGAUGAAAGUACCUGAAAGGAAGGCAGCUAGAGGAUGUUAUUCCAAGAUCACUGCAACAAACCAGUUGAAGAGACCCCUGAUGGAGCAAGUAAGACAAGCUGAUGAUGAAAUUACAGUCCUGGAUCACAUCAUUCAUCGGCCUUCUCCCCCUUAUAAUUCCAGAAGUGAUUUUGUGAUUCCUGUGUUUAAUUUCCAAGGUCACAAAAUUAGGAACAGCCUUCUGUCCAAGGAAAUUAUUGAUGGGAUUUCCUCCAAGACCACCUUUUGCAACCAAGACCUUUUCUCCUGCCACAUCAAGGGAUCCUAUGUAAAAUACAGAAAACCCAAGCACAUCAACAUUCAGGUUAGCAACGUGAUUGCCUAA
This is a messenger RNA of Darwinula stevensoni, 1602 nucleotides long. NCBI's taxonomy places the organism in Eukaryota, Metazoa, Arthropoda, Ostracoda, Podocopida, Darwinulidae. The record is from the annotation of a GenBank genome assembly.